Molecule: messenger RNA, 390 nt
Organism: Acanthoscelides obtectus
Lineage: Eukaryota; Metazoa; Arthropoda; Insecta; Coleoptera; Chrysomelidae
Source: the annotation of a GenBank genome assembly
AUGGCUGAGGAUAGUGAUGGAGUACAUGGUGAGCUGCUGACUACUGUACUGACUUGUGAAGGGGACCUCACAGACCCACAGUUCCCUUCACAAUUGCAACUGGUGAAAGUCUGCAAACUGGAGCCCUGGAAUUCGGUGCGUGUAACGCUGUCGAUUCCUCGUGAAGCAGCGUUACGUCUUAGACAGCUAGCUGCCGAGGGAUCUCAGCAGCUCAGAGCUCUUGGGAUACUCAGCAUACAGGUAGAAGGAGACCAGGUAGUCUCACUUAGAUUAGCUUCAGGAGCGGGUGUUAAUGCAGAGCCUCAGGAGAUCAUACUCAGGACGUCUCAAGGUAAUAGUUAUUUGAUGUCAUACUUGACAGCCAUGAUAACAUACAACUGGGAAUUUUGA